Messenger RNA from Colletes gigas, 1656 nucleotides. RefSeq names its product beta-1,3-glucan-binding protein-like. Gene Ontology annotation, biological process: carbohydrate metabolic process. The coding region runs from base 121 to 1512 and encodes 463 amino acids. The transcript is spliced from 9 exons. NCBI's taxonomy places the organism in Eukaryota, Metazoa, Arthropoda, Insecta, Hymenoptera, Colletidae. The record is from RefSeq and is a predicted model, not a curated record. Gene Ontology annotation, molecular function: carbohydrate binding; hydrolase activity, hydrolyzing O-glycosyl compounds.
UUCCCUCGAACAAAAUGAUAUGACGAAUGCAAAGACUGGUUUAAAAUGUUGCAGAAGUUAUCAGAAUCGUAUACUCAGAUAACUUUCGUCGUAUGAAUUAAAUUGUGAAUUUUAAGGAAUAUGUUCGGCUACGAUGAUUCUAUUCCAAUUUUCAUCGUAUUUGUUUUAAAGUUUGUAGGUUUUAUUACAGACGUGAAUUCUUACGUUUUGCCUGAACCAACGUUCGAAGUUCUAAAACCGAAUGGAAUUCGAAUAUCGAUACCAAACGAAGAAGGACUACAGUUUUUUUCAUUUCAUGGAAAUUUAAAUAAAAGAAUUACACCCAAUCAAGUGGGAGAAAUAUCGGGUGACGUAUACAAAGAGAAAAAUGGAAAAUGGUAUUUUGAAAAGCAACAUUUAAAUUUAAAGAAUGGAGAAAUCAUGUAUUACUGGAUUUAUGCACAAAUAAAUGGUACAGCAUACACCAGAAAAGAUCUAACAUGGACAGUUACUUUUCAGACAGACGGAACUCAAAACACAACUACAGUACAGCCCAGAAGUUCCCUUAGUAAAUUGCUGUUAAAUGAAACUUUCGAUUCUUUGAACCAAUUAACUUGGACGCGCAUUAUCAAAAUACCUUUGGGCCCUGAUUACGAAUUUUGUGUGUACCACAAUGAGCAUCAUCAACCUUUAGUACAAAUUGCAAAUGGAAAACUUCGUAUCAAACCAAUGGUUUUAGAAGAUUUAUAUGGCGAAGGUGUAACUGCAUUUGGUAGAAUGCAACUUAGUGGAUGUACCAGUAAUUUUCCGUCGGAAUGUUCACGAAACGCCGCGGCCUUCAACAUUCUGCCGCCCGUUAUAUCUGCCAGAUUUACCACAAAGGAUAGUUUUCAUUUUCGAUACGGUAAAAUUGAAAUAAGAGCAAAAUUUCCAGAAGGUGAUUGGUUAUAUCCAGAAAUAUGGCUGGAACCAAAAUACGACAAUUACGGUGCAGGCUAUUCCAGCGGACGUGUAAUCCUUGGCCUUGCUCGUGGAAAUGAUAAUUUAAUUGAUUCCACCAACAGAACCAUAUUCGACUCGAGAAAAUUAGACUUUGGAUUUAGACUUGGUACAACUACACAUGUUGACGACUAUAUGGUUUCCAAAUUGAAAGAAAACGGUCCAAGGUGGACGAAAGAUUUUCAUGUUUACACAACGAUUUGGAACAGUGAUGGAUUUCAGUUUAUGGUUGAUGAUGAAGAAGUUGGUAAACUGAAUCCUGAAACGAACGGAUGGUUGAAUAAUACUACUUUCGACAAAAUAGCACCUUUCGAUCAAGAGUUUCACAUUACUAUUGGCCUCGGAGUCGGUGGUAUACGCGUUUUUCCUGAUAAUACAAUUAAUUCAGGCAAUGCAAAGCCAUGGAAGAACGUUGGAGCUAAGGCAAUGUUAAAAUUUUGGAAUGCAAAGGACCAGUGGUUACCAACAUGGAGAAGAAGAAAUGGUAGAAUGACAGCUUUCGAAAUUGACUAUAUUCGCGUGUGGUCAUUUUGAAAAAGACAUAUCGAUAUAGGAAUGGCAUAUUUUCGAAAGUUCAUCGUAACAAAUAAAUAUGAAAAAUUGUACAAAAGUAAAACUGAUUAAAAAGUUGCUUACAAUCCACUGCUUAUUCAAAUAUAUUAACGUGUGUCGCAUAGU